Molecule: messenger RNA, 476 nt
Organism: Paramuricea clavata
Lineage: Eukaryota; Metazoa; Cnidaria; Anthozoa; Malacalcyonacea; Plexauridae
Source: the annotation of a GenBank genome assembly
GUCCAUCCCAUCCCAUUCCUGCUAAGCCGUGCAAAACUAAUCCUAACGACCUUAAAGUCCUUUACUCAAAUGCCCGAAGUUUGAAGUCUUUCGUCUCUGCUGACAAUGACACUUCAAAUACAGUUUGCAAAAUAACCCUACUGCAGGAGUUGGUUCACGGUGGUAAAUAUGAAAUUGUCUGUAUUUGUGAAACUUCGUUAAACAAUACAAUCCUUGAUGCAGAACUACUCCCAGGUUUCAAUCUUUCAUCGGGACAGGACGGGGAGAAUUGGCGGUGGAGUUCUAUAAUCGCGAUCAAAGAAAACCUACAUGCUACUCGGCGUUGUGACCUCAAAAGAGAUGGCAUUAAACUUGCUGUUGUUCAACUCAGUAAAGCGAACAAUGAACCAGUAAUCCUUUAUGUGUAUUGCCGUCCUCCCAACUCCUCUUCUGAUGCCGGGCUCAGUCUUCUAAACAACUCCAUAGCAACUAACUAG